Tetranychus urticae (two-spotted spider mite) is the source of this 927-nucleotide messenger RNA. The record is from RefSeq and is a predicted model, not a curated record. Lineage: Eukaryota; Metazoa; Arthropoda; Arachnida; Trombidiformes; Tetranychidae.
GACUGUUUCACCAGAUUGUUGAAACUUCUCGCCGCAGUUAAAUAAUAAUAGGGAAGAUCUAUUGAAUAUAUUCAUAGCCAGGUUACAGAGAGAUUAAUCUUUUCCUCGCAAUUUGUGCUCCCCUCAUGUGCUGAUAUUAUUAUACAUUAUUAUUACUGUGUGAUGAUAUUAUCGUUAAAAUGCAACAAAUUCAGUUACAAUUGAGUCUUUCAAGUUAAUUGUAUCACUCAAUGCCUAUUAAACAGUGAAAAGUUGACUUAUUUUCAUACCAAAGCAAAUAUGAAUACAGUUAAUCCAUUAAAGCGUCCAUUAACAGUGCCAAUUGACCCUUUGAAAUUGUUGGUUUGCAAAAUUUGUGAUAAAGGUGAUGUUCUGAGUCUGAAAACUUGUGGAUGCCUUUUCUGUGACUCUUGUGACGGUGAUUCUCGAGAUAUAUGUAUUUCAUGCAAUUCCGCGGUCGAUCCAAAUAUAAAGUUGUCAUUCACAAAGAAUCCAAGAUGCAAGUUUUAUCAACUCAACCAGUGCUUUAGUAAUGCUGAAUACAAGUGUAAAUGUAUUCCUAACUGUUUAGUCUGUAGUUCGUGCCUUACUUACAUUCACAGUAAAAGGUUAAUCGAAUCUUGUGUUCCUGAAAUUUUGAAACCCAAAGUUACCACCAAUCAUGAACCAUGUGAAUUGUGUAAAGAAUUUAUUGCUGAAUUUAUAAUGACUUCGGAACCGCAUUCAAAAAUUUGCUUCGCUUGUAAAGCGAAAAUUACUAUUCCCUUGGAAAAAAUUGUUCAUGAAGAUCCAGAUUGGAAUCAGUUUUAUAAAGAGUAUGAACUAAAUGUGUCGGACAAGAUUAAAAUAAGUGAAACUUUUUUGGCAUCAAGCAGUAAUACUGAACAAGCUAUAAAAAAUGCAAGAAUGCUUUAUAUGAAAAACUAA